This is a messenger RNA of Penicillium coprophilum, 2133 nucleotides long. Its product is annotated as transmembrane 9 family protein. Gene Ontology annotation, biological process: amino acid transport; sodium ion transport; vacuolar transport. NCBI's taxonomy places the organism in Eukaryota, Fungi, Ascomycota, Eurotiomycetes, Eurotiales, Aspergillaceae. The record is from RefSeq and is a predicted model, not a curated record. Gene Ontology annotation, cellular component: Golgi apparatus; membrane. The transcript has 5 exons. Bases 1 to 2133 code for a protein of 710 amino acids. Gene Ontology annotation, molecular function: amino acid:sodium symporter activity.
AUGGCCUUGGGUCAAUCCUGUUCCUGUCAGUGGGCGCUGUGGGUGCUGCUGCUCGUGUCCUGCGUCAGGGCAUUCUACAUCCCGGGAUACUCCGUUACCCGAUAUAAUGACAAUGAUCCAAUCCCUCUUCUCGUGAACAAAAUCUUCUCCGAUCACACCCAGCUGCAGUAUGCCUAUUUCGACCUGCCUUUCGUAUGCCCGCCAAGCGGCAAGACACAUGGCGGUUCCCCGUUUGGAUCCGGCCAAAGCAUUUCGCUCAAUAUUGGGGAGGUACUGCGUGGUGAUCGAAUCAUGACCUCCGACUUUGAACUUGCGAUGGGAAAGGAUGUUGAGUGUCAGUCACUCUGCACCCGCGAUCUUAGUCGGUCAGAUGUGAAAUGGGCUCGUCAGCUCGUCAAGGAGGGAUAUGUGAUCGAAUGGAUUGCCGAUAACCUCCCAGGAGCCACGAGCUUCGUGACAGUGGAUCGAAGCCGCAAGUAUUACGCUUCCGGAUUCAAGCUUGGCUAUCGAGACAUCUCUCCCGUCACUGGGCAGCAUCGAUAUUUUAUCAACAACCACUUCACGAUCGUCAUCCGCUGGCGGAGCGCGCCCGAAGGAGGGAAGGUGAUCGUAGGCUUCGAGGUGUACCCAAAAAGUAUUACCGCCGAGGACCGCUUGGAAAAUGGAUGCCCCAAAUCUCUUCACAAUAACAACGAAGGACUGGGGUUGUAUAUCGCGCCCGACCUUUCGCGGAUGCAAGAAAAGUACUCCGGACUGUCAUAUAUUCCGGAUGAUGACGAGGAUGAUGAUGAUGGAACCACACUAAAGGUUCCUUACACCUACUCUGUCUACUUCCGAGAGGACACCCAAGUUGAGUGGGCCAACCGCUGGGAUUUAUAUUUUACCAACCAAGGCGAAGGUUCGAUAACCCAUUGGCUGGCGAUCAUCAACUCUUUGACAAUUUGCACCGUGUUGGGAGUGACCGUGUUCGUCAUCUGGAGCCGCACAGUGCAAGGCGACCUUAAGGGCCGCGGCGAUGGUGCCAUGGAUGAUCGGAAAAUGAAGGGCCAAUCUCGUCGCCGGAGCGGCAAGUCUGGCGAGAAAAAAGGCGAGGGACUUCUGGACGACAGCGCGGAUGUGGAGCGCGAUGCAGACUUCUCCUCGGACGAUGAGGCUCUCGAAGAUACAAGUGGUUGGAAGCUUCUCCAUGGGGAUGUGUUCCGUACCCCCGCUUAUAGUGGUCUUCUUGCCCCCUUGGUUGGAUCUGGAAUGCAGUUGUUGUUCAUGGCUUCAGGCUUGCUUCUGCUCAGCUGUUUGGGGGUUUUGAACCCCAGCUUCCGUGGUGGUUUUGUUAGCGUCGGUAUGGGCCUGUUCGUCUUUGCUGGCCUUUUCUCCGGUUACUUCUCAGGGAGACUUUACAAAACCUUUAGCGGAUCCGCUUGGCGCAAAAACACGCUAAUCACUGCUCUGCUCUUCCCUGGUCUGACAUUCUGCCUCGUGUUGAUUUUGAAUUUGUUUGUCUGGGCUCAAGCAUCCAGUACGGCAAUUCCCUUCAGCACUCUGGUCGGCCUGCUUGCACUUUGGCUCCUUAUCCAAGUUCCCUUGGUAUACAUUGGCGGUUGGGUGGGAUAUGUGCGUGCGGCGCCAUGGGAGCACCCUCUGAAGACGAAUGCGAUUGCCCGCCAAGUCCCACCCCAGCCCUGGUAUCUCCGCAGCCCCCUCGGUCCUGUGGUAACUGGCCUCAUUCCAUUUGCGGUUCUCUUUAUUGAGCUGUUAUUCCUUUUCAAGAAUCUGUGGCAGGACAAGUCUGGCUAUUACUAUGUAUUCGGCUUCCUGAGUGUUGUCUCGACCGUGCUGAUUGUCACGGUUGUCGAGGUGACUGUGAUCGCCACAUACAGCCAACUUUGCUCCGAGAAUUAUCAUUGGUGGUGGCAGAGUUUCCUGACUGGCGGCAGCAGCGCUUUUUGGAUUUUUGCCUACUGCGUCUGGUAUUACAUGUUCAAGCUCCACAUUACCGGAUUCGUGUCAAGCCUGCUAUUUUUCAGCUACAGCUUCCUCGCUUGCGCUGUGUAUGGCCUGUUAACUGGAACCGUUGGUUUCUUGGCCGCGUAUGCGUUCGUCCGGCGUGUUUAUAGUGCCAUCAAGGUCGAUUGA